This is a messenger RNA of Ostreococcus lucimarinus CCE9901, 960 nucleotides long. RefSeq lists its product with no specific name. Gene Ontology annotation, biological process: protein depalmitoylation. NCBI's taxonomy places the organism in Eukaryota, Viridiplantae, Chlorophyta, Mamiellophyceae, Mamiellales, Bathycoccaceae. The record is from RefSeq and is a predicted model, not a curated record. Gene Ontology annotation, cellular component: cytoplasm. Bases 280 to 960 code for a protein of 226 amino acids. Gene Ontology annotation, molecular function: carboxylic ester hydrolase activity; palmitoyl-(protein) hydrolase activity. The transcript has a single exon.
GGCGCGACGACGACGACGGGCGACGCGCGCGCGCGACGCUCGACGCACGCGCGACGCGCGCGCGGCGCGACGGCGCGCGCGGUGAUCGCGGUGAUCGCGGCGGUGUGCGCGACGACGACGACGACGGCGACGACGGCGACGGCGACGGCGAUCGGCGCGGCGCGCGCGGCGUCGACGCGGGCGGUUCGGUACGGCGCGCGACGCGACGUCGGGGGUGAGGGACGACUCGGGACGACGCGCGCGCGCGCGAGCUCGAGCUCGGUGGACGACGCGCGCGCGAUGGCGUCGUACCCGGCGCCGAUCGUCGUCGAACCGCGGGGAGGCGACGCGAACGCGGCGAUGAUUCUGUUGCACGGAUUGGGCGACACCGGACGCGGAUGGGCGGGCGCGGCGGGGCAGAUUCCCACGCCAGCGGGCGCGCACGUGCGAUGGGUGUUUCCGACGGCGAAAACGAUGCCGGUGACGCUGAACGGAGGGAUGCGCAUGACGGCGUGGUUCGAUUUGAACGCGUUGGACGAACGCUCCAUCGUGGACGACAGAGGCGAAAUCGACGCGUCGGUUGAAUAUUUGAACGCGUUGGUGCGAGAGCAGAUGGAUAAAGGAAUUCCGAGCGAGAAAAUUAUGAUCGGCGGGUUCUCGCAGGGCGGCGCGAUCGCGCUGACGGCGGCGUUGCGGUCGGAGGUGAAGCUCGCGGGGUGCGUGGCGAUGUCGACGUAUCUUCCGUUGCGCGCCGAUUACCCGGACAGGUUCGGCGCGCACGCCAAGAGUUUGAAGAUUUUUCAAGCGCACGGAACGAGCGACAUGGUGUUGCAAUACUCGUACGGAAAAAUGUCCGCGGAAUUGAUGCAAGCGGCGGGCGUCGAUGUUGAUUUUAAGACGUACAACGGGAUGGCGCACAGCGCGUGCGCCGAGGAAUUCGACGACGUCGCCGACUUCUUGAAAGCCAGGCUGGCUGGAUGA